AUGGCAACGACUUGCGCCGGAAUACUCGGUGAUCCAUCACCCCGGCCCGAACCCGACUUAAAGCAGGCUGUGAUUGUCGGCAUGCUGGGCGGACCCGGGUCCGGUAAGGGAACGCAAUGCCAGAUGCUUUCGCAGAUCUUCGAGCUCGCGCAUAUCAGCAUCGGAGAUGUGCUGAGGCAGGAGAUCAAUCGCCCAGGCAGUCAGUAUGCCGGUAUCAUCCGCGAAAACAUGAUGGCUGGCAAAGUCGGCCCCAAGGAAAUCACCAUCUCCAUCGUGAGAGAUCACAUGCAGAGAAGUCUUGCCGAGGGGACGCGCGCCUUCAUUCUCGAUGGGUUCCCUCGCAACAUGGAGCAGUGCAACUACUUUGAACAGAUAGUCGGUCCAGUUACGCUCCUCCUUGUUCUCGACUGCCCAGAGUCGACGAUGGUGGAGCGUCUGACGCGCUCUGAUCGCAAUCGGUUUGACGACACUGAGGAUAAUAUCAGGAGGCGCAUCGAAACUUUCCAGAAUACAACGUCCGAGGUGAUCGAGAGUUUCCGAAGGAGGAACAAGCUUCACAAUGUCAACUCCGACCGGGAACCCGGCCUGGUGCGGAACCAGGUAGAGGCCAUUCUAGAUGGACUUGUCACCAAGCGAGCAGGUAUGUACAAUACUUACCAAUCGUUCAUAAGUCCGCGAGCAUGA
Molecule: messenger RNA, 684 nt
Organism: Chaetomium strumarium
Lineage: Eukaryota; Fungi; Ascomycota; Sordariomycetes; Sordariales; Chaetomiaceae
Product: adenylate kinase-domain-containing protein
Exons: 2
Coding region: 1-684 (227 amino acids)
Biological process (GO): CDP biosynthetic process; UDP biosynthetic process
Cellular component (GO): cytoplasm; nucleus
Molecular function (GO): UMP kinase activity; ATP binding
Source: RefSeq, a predicted model, not a curated record